Molecule: messenger RNA, 8065 nt
Organism: Symphalangus syndactylus (siamang)
Lineage: Eukaryota; Metazoa; Chordata; Mammalia; Primates; Hylobatidae
Gene: CEP164
Product: centrosomal protein 164
Biological process (GO): cilium assembly
Cellular component (GO): centriole; ciliary transition fiber; centrosome
Molecular function (GO): protein binding
Source: RefSeq, a predicted model, not a curated record
CUCAGCCUUUCCGAGUAGCUGGGACUACAGGCGCCCGCCACCACGCCCGGCUAAUUUUUUUUUUGUAUUUUUUUAGUAGAGACGGGGUUUCACCGUGGUCUCGAUCUCCUGACCUCUUGAUCCACCCGCCUCGGCCUCCCAAAGUGCUGGGAUUACAAGCGUGAGCCACCGCGCCCGGCAACAGUAGAUUCUUUGUUCCUUUUUCUUUCUUUCAUCUCCUCUCAGAUUGGUAACAUUUGGUAUUGGUGAAGGUAUUGUUCGGACUGUACAUUAUUCCAUUUUUUGGAGAGUAAUUUGCAAUGCUAUUAAUAUGUUAAAAAUGCAAACUCUUUGGGCAAUGGCAUUUCUAGGACCCUUUCCAACAAAAACAACAAUAUUUCAGCAGUGUGUACUAUAGCAAAACCUUGGAUUCAAAACAAACGAAGCUGGGUGUGAUGGUUCAUGCCUGUAAUCCAAGCCACUUGGGAGUCUGAGGUGGGAGGAUCACUUGUGGCCAGGAGUUCAAGACCAGCCUGGAGACAGAGCAAGACCCCAUCUCUUUAAGCGAAACCAAAAAUAAUCAUCAAGCCUGUAAUCCUAGCACUUUGGGAGGCCGAGGUGGGUGGAUCACUUGAGGUCAAGAGUUUGAGACCAGCCUGGCCAACAUGGUGAAACCCUGUUUCUAAUAAAAACACAAAAAAAUGGCCGGGUGUGGUGGCUCACACCUGUAAUCCCAGCACUUUGGGAGGCUGAGGUGGGUGGAUCACCUGAAGUCAGGAGUUUGAGACCAGCCUGGCCAACAUGGUGAAAUCCUGUCUCUACUAAAAAUACAAAAAAAAUAGCCAGGCAUGGUGGUGGGUGCCCAUAAUCACAGCUACUUGGGAGGCUGACGCAUGAGAAUCCUUGAACCCAGGAGGUGGAGGUUGCAGUGAGCCGAGAUUGCACCACUGCACUCCAGCCUGGGUGACAGAGCAAGACUGUCUCAAAAAAAAAAAAAAAUUUAGCUGGGUGUGAUGGCACAUGCCUAUAAUCCUAGCUACUUGGGAGGUUGAGGCAGGAGAAUCACUUGAACCUGGGAGACGGAGGUUGCAGUGAGCCGAGAUUGCACCCCUGCCCUCCAGUCUGGGUGACAGUGAGAAUCGGUCUCAAAAAAAAAAAAAAUUAAAUAGGGAACAAGACAUUUGUUCAAUGAAAUCCUAAGUAACCAUUAAAAACAAUGGGAUAGCUUCUUAUGAACUGGCCUUCCAGGCUGGAGUGCAGUGGCACAAUCUCGGCUCACUGAAACCUCCACCUCCCAGGUUCAAGCAAUUCUCUGCCUCAGCCUCCUGAGUAGCUGGGAUUACAGAUGUGUGCCACCAUGUCUAGCUAAUUUUUGUAUUUUUAGUAGAGAUGGGGUUUUGCCAUGUUGGCCAGCCUGGCUAAUUUUUGUGUUUUUAGUAGAGAUGGGGUUUCACCGUGUUGGCCAGACUGGUCUCGAACUCUUGACCUCGUGAUCCACCCGCCUCGGCCUCCCAAAGUGCUGGGAUUACAGGUGUGAGCCACCGCGCCCGGCCUGUUUAUGACAAGUUAAAGAAAGCGCAUGUCAGGGGCCUGACAUGGUGGCUAACGCCUGGAAUCCCAGCACUUUGGGAGGCCAAGGCGCGUGAAUCAGGAGUUCAAGGCCAGCCUGGCCGAGAUGGUGAAACCCUGUCUCUACUAAAAAUACAAAAAUUAGCUGGGCAUGGUGGCGGAUGCCUAGAAUCCCAGUUACUCGGGAGGCUGAGGCAGAGAAUUGUUUGAACCUGGGAGGCGGAGGUUGCAGUGAGCCAAGAUCGCGCCAAUGCACUCCAGCCUGGGUGACAGAGUGAGACUAUGUAUCAAAAAAAAAAAAAAAAGCACAUGUUAGAACAAUAACAUUAUGAUUUCGUUUCUGUAAAAAUUAAAAAGAAUGGGCUUGUGCAUAUAUGUAUAAAUAUGUGUGUAUAUACAUUUACAUCUGCAUAAGCAUAAACAAAUCUGGAAGAUAGCACCCACGGUGUCAACAGUGGUUUCCUUUGAAGUGUAGGGUUUAAUUUCUUCCUUAGUUUGCUCAUUCGUUCAUUCAGUAAAUGUACAUUGAGUGCCCACUACAGGCUAAGCACUAUUUUAGGCACUGAGGAUACAAUGAUAUGUAAAAUCCCUGUCCUCAUGGAGCUUACACUCUAAUGCAGGAAGACAGACAGUAAGGAAAUAAAAUUAUAGUAUCUUGGAUGGUGAUAUGUGCUAUAGGGAAAAAUAAAGUAGAGAAAGGAGAUGGGAGGGCAGUUUGCAGUUUCAAAUAAAGUGGAUUGAAAAUGUAGAGGGAACAUUUUAUAUCUUUGUAUCCUUAAAUAAUUGGUAGGAUUAUCAAGUGUUUUCCUUUCUUAUCAUGUGAGUAGUUUUCUGUAUAGCCCAAAUAAACACUAUAAAAAAGAGAAUAAAAAGUUAUUUUCUCCCCAGAAUUAAAAUGCUUGUUUAUUUAUUUGUAUUUAGAGAUGGGGUCUUGCUCUGUCACUCAGGCUGCAGUGCAGUGGCAUGAUCAUGGCUCACUACAGCCUUGAACUCCUGUGCUCAAGUGACCCUUCCAUGUCAGCCUCUGUAGAUGAGACUACAGAGUUUUACUCUUGUUUCCCAAGCUGGAGUGCAUGGCACGAUCUUGGCUCACUGCAACCUCUGCCUCCCAGGUUCAAGUGAUUCUCCUGCCUCAGCUUCCCAAGUAGAACUUCUUGAAUUUGCCCGGGAGAUUGGUAUUGAUCCCAUCAAGGAACCAGAACUGAUGUGGCUGGCGCGCGAGGGCAUCAUGGCCCCACUGCCUGGAGAGUGGAGACCAUGCCAGGACAUCACAGGUGACAUUUACUAUUUCAACUUCACCAACGGGCAGUCUACGUGGGACCAUCCAUGUGAUGAACACUAUCGGAACUUGGUGAUCCAAGAGCGGGCAAAGCUGUCAACUUCUGGGGCCAUUAAGAAGAAGAAAAAAAAAAAGGAAAAGAAAGACAAGAAGGACAGAGAGACCCCCAAGAGUUCCCUGGCCCUGGGUUCCUCAUUAGCCCCAGUUCAUGUUCCUCUUGGGGGCCUGGCUCCUUUACGAGGUCUUGUGGAUACCCCACCCUCUGCCCUUCGUGGAUCUCAAAGCAUGAACCUGGGGAGCUCAGUGGCAUCUGGACGUCAGCUUGGAGAACUCGUGCUGCCUUCACAGGGUCUCAAGACCUCUUCUUAUACAAAGGGUCUCUUGGGCUCCAUAUAUGAGGACAAGACUGCUCUCAGCCUCUUGGCUUUAGGAGAAGAAACCAAUGAGGAGGAUGAGGAAAGUGACAACCAGGAGUCUCUGAGAACAAGCCAGCCAGAGGAGAAGAAGGAUGUUUCUCUGGAUUCAGAUGCUGCCGGUCCCCCUACUCCCUGCAAGCCCUCCAGCCCAGGUGCAGACAGCAGUCUAAGCAGUGCUGAUGGCAAAAGGCAACAGGGAAGUGGGUCAAGACCUGGGCUUCCAGAAAAAGAGGAAAAUGAGAAGAGUGAACCUAAGAUUUUCGGGAAUCUUGUGACCCCCAAGGCAGACCGUAGGGGCAGUGAGCCUGCCAAAGCCUCUGAAAAGGAAGCACCAGAGGACACAGUAGAUGUAGGAGAGGAGGGUUCCUGGAGGGAAGAGGCAGCCGAGGAGCCAAAGAAGAAGGCUUCUGCUCUGGAAGAGGGCAGUUCAGAUGCCAGCCAAGAACUGGAAAUUAGUGAACACAUGAAGGAACCACAGCUCUCAGACUCCAUAGCUUCUGACCCCAAGUCCUUCCAUGGCCUGGACUUUGGUUUUCGCAGCCGGAUCUCGGAGCACCUGCUGGAUGUUGAUGUGCUUUCCCCAGUCCUGGAUGGAGCUUGUCGGCAGGCCCAGCAACCACUGGGAAUAGACGACAAGGAUGACAGCCAGUCCAGCCAAGAUGAGCUGCAGAGCAAGCAGUCCAAAGGCCUGGAGAGUUCUCUUCCCGCUCUCCAAAUGGAGGGGCCUGACUCUGCUGCUCUGCCUGGCCUGACCAGGUUAUCUCCUCCACUUCCACACGAGGAGCGGGCCCAGAGUCCCCCUCGCAGCCUGGCCACCGAAGAAGAGCCCCCCCAGGGCCCCGAGGGGCAGCCCGAGUGGAAGGAGGCAGAGGAGCUUAGGGAGGACUCUGCAGCCAGCCUCAGCCUGCAGCUGUCCCUCCAGAGGGAGCAGGCCCCAAGCCCACCUGCUGCCCAUGAGAAGGGCAAGGAGCAGCAUUCCCAGGCCGAGGAGCUGGGCCCUGGUCAGGAAGAGGCAGAAGAGCCUGAGGAGAAGGUGGCGGUCAGCCCCACCCCGCCAGUCUCUCCAGAGGUGCGAUCCACAGAGCCUGUAGCUCCCCCAAAACAGCUCUCAGAGGCUGCACUAAAGGCCAUGGAAGAGGCAGUGGCCCAAGUACCCCAGCAUGACCAGAGGCACCUGCUGGAAUCGAAGCAAGAGAAGAUGCAGCAACUGCAGGAGAAGCUGUGCCAAGAGGAGGAAGAGGAGAUCCUCCGGCUUCACCAGCAGAAAGAACAAUCUCUCAGCUCCCUGAGGGAGCGGCUGCAGACAGCCAUUGAGGAGGAGGAGGCCCGGAUGAGAGAGGAGGAAAGCCAGAGGCUAUCCUGGCUCCGAGCUCAGGUCCAGUCCAGCACACAGGCAGAUGAGGACCAAAUCAGGGCUGAGCAAGAGGCUUCCCUGAAGAAACUGAGAGAAGAGUUGGAGUCUCAACAGAAGGCUGAGAGGGCCAGCUUGGAACAGAAAAAUAGGCAAAUGCUGGAGCAGCUCAAGGAAGAGAUAGAGGCUUCAGAGAAGAGUGAGCAGGCUGCCCUGAAUGCCGCAAAGGAGAAGGCUCUGCAGCAGCUGAGGGAGCAGCUGGAAAGGGAGAGGAAAGAAGCUGUGGCAAUGCUGGAGAAGGAGCACAGUGCUGAGCUGGAGCGGCUCUGCUCCUCGUUGGAGGCCAAGCACCGGGAGGUGGUCUCCAGCCUCCAGAAGAAGAUAGAGGAAGCUCAACAGAAAGAGGAGGCCCAGCUGCAGAAGUGCCUUGGGCAAGUGGAGCACAGAGUUCACCAGAAGGCUUAUCACGUGGCUGAGUAUGAGCACGAGCUCAGCAGUCUCCUGCGAGAGAAGCGCCAGGAAGUGGAAGGGGAGCAUGAGAGGAGGUUGGACAAGAUGAAGGAGGAGCACCAGCAAGUGAUGGCUAAGGCCAGAGAGCAGUAUGAAGCUGAGGAGAGGAAGCAGCGGGCUGAGCUUCUGGGGCACCUGACCGGAGAGCUGGAGCGCCUGCAGAGGGCCCAUGAACGAGAACUGGAGACUGUGAGGCAGGAGCAACACAAGCGUCUUGAGGACUUGCGGCGCCGGCACAGGGAGCAGGAAAGGAAGCUCCAGGAUUUAGAGUUGGACCUUGAAACCAGAGCUAAAGAUGUCAAGGCCAGAUUGGCUCUGCUGGAGGUCCAGGAGGAGACCGCCCGGAGGGAGAAGCAGCAGCUGCUUGAUGUGCAGAGGCAGGUUGCUCUGAAGAGUGAGGAAGCCACAGCCACCCAUCAGCAGCUGGAGGAGGCACAGAAGGAGCACACCCACCUGUUGCAGUCAAACCAGCAGCUCCAAGAAAUUAAUGAUGAGCUGCAGGACCGCAAGCUGAAGCUGGAGUCCCAAGUGGAUCUGCUGCAGGCUCAGAGCCAGCAACUGCAGAAACACAUCAGCAGCCUGGAGGCUGAAGCUCAAAAGAAGCAGCACCUGUUGAGAGAAGUGACAGUUGAGGAAAAUAAUGCUUCCCCACAUUUUGAGCCAGAUCUCCACAUUGAGGACCUGAGGAAAUCCCUUGGGACAAACCAGACCAAAGAGGUGUCUUCUUCUCUUUCCCAGAGCAAGGAGGACUUAUACUUGGACAGCCUGUCCUCCCACAAUGUCUGGCACCUCCUCUCUGCUGAGGGGGUAGCCCUCCGUAGUGCCAAGGAGUUCCUUGUGCGACAGACACGCUCCAUGCGGAGGCGGCAGACAGCUCUGAAAGCUGCCCAGCAGCACUGGCGCCAUGAGCUGGCCAGUGCGCAGGAGGUGGCCAAAGACCCACCAGGCAUCAAGGCCCUGGAAGAUAGGCGCAAGAACCUGGAGAAGGAGACCAGGCACCUGGAUGAGAUGAAGUCGGCCAUGCGGAAAGGCCACAACCUGCUGGAGAAGAAAGAGGAGAAGCUGAAUCAGCUGGAGUCCUCUCUUUGGGAAGAGGCCUCAGAUGAGGGCACUCUGGGAGGAUCCCCCACCAAGAAGGCGGUAACCUUCGACCUCAGUGACAUGGACAGCCUGAGCAGUGAAAGUUCCGAAUCUUGUUCCCUGCCUCGCUGUGAGUGGUGGCAGCAGCAGAGGAUCAACUCAACCCCGAGUCUCACCUCCCGCAAGAUCCAUGGGAUGAGCCACUCCCUCCGGCAGAUCAGCAGCCAGCUGAGCAGCGUCCUCAGCAUCCUGGACAGCCUCAACCCUCCGUCGCCGCCGCCGCUUCUCGCCUCCACGCCAGCCCAGCUCCCUCCCCGGGACCCUAAGAGCACCCCCACCCCCACGUACUAUGGCUCCUUGGCCAGGUUCUCAGCCUUAUCAUCUGCUACACCCACGGCCACCCAAUGGGCCUGGGAUUCAGGGCGGGGGCCCAGGCUCCCCUCCUCUGUGGCUCAAACGGUGGACGACUUCCUGCUGGAGAAGUGGCGCAAGUAUUUUCCAUCUGGCAUCCCGCUGCUCAGCAACAGCCCUGCCCCACCGGAGAGCAGGCUGGGUUACGUGUCUGCCAGUGAGCAGCUCCGGGUCCUACAGCACUCCCAUUCCCAAGUCCCUGAGGCGGGCAGCACCACCUUUCAGGGCAUAAUUGAGGCCAACCGGAGGUGGCUGGAACGUGUCAAGAACGACCCCAGGUUACCUGUCUUCUCUUCAGCACCCAAGCCAAAAGCUACUUUGAGCCUCCUGCAGCUGGGCCUUGAUGAACACAACAGAGUGAAGGUGUAUCGCUUCUGAGGCCCUGAGCAGGGGCUUGGGGCAGCCCAGCCUCUCCUCCACCCAGACCAAGUGCCUGAGGAGCCGCCUGCCUUCUUCCAUCUGAGAAAGCACCCUCCUUCCCCCUUUGACUUGCAUGAGCCACCAGGGACCAGGGGGUUGAGUGGAACAGUAAAGCCACACAUUCUGUGACUACAUAACCUAUCUGGGGCUAAAAUGUGUGGACUUGUACGAGCUCUUGUCAUUGACAUGGCAAGCUGAUGGUGUGUGGUGGCUGUGGGGUAUCAGGGCCGGGAGCCCUUUGGGAGGAAGGGAGGUGUUAGAGGAGCUGCCUUUGGAGGCUCAGGGAGUCCCUUUGGAGCUGGUUGUUUCCUUGGCUGCAGCGCACUGCUCGGGGCUCCCAAGGAGGUUGUGCGUAUGGUUCUUAGUUCAUCGGGACAAAGACCCCCAGCAUGUGUGUACCCUGGGACCCGGUUUCUCUGGGCUCACAUCUAUCUACAAUACCUCAGCCUCAGAUCAGACGCUUUCUUUUUUGUCUUUCUUUUCUUAAUUUUUAAAUGCCUCUUUUCUUGAGCAUUCCGUCUCUCUUUUUGACUCUCUCAGGAUUGGGCUCAGCUGUCCAGAGCCCUGCCGGAGGGUGCUGGGGGCUGUCCCUCUGGAGGCAUUGUGUUUUCCUCGGGGGCUGUCCUCAGGAGUACCCCUCCUGCUCCCUGGGGCUCCUCAGGGAGCCAUUUCAGCUGGAGUCUCAGGUCUCAAACACAGCUUCUCUGGGAGGCCAAAAAAAGACUGGGAUGGCUUCUGGUCCUCAUGAUGGUUUUUAUCCUCCUGGGACACGUUGGGUAUAUUCAUGGGCAUUGUUUCCAUCUGUCUUUUCUACCUGUGCCACCCCUGCCCUGAUUCCGCGGCUGCCUCAGGCAGGCAGGCAAGGGGCUAGGCCGGUGCCCGGCCCUGGCAGCAAGGGAUCUUGUGCAGUUGGAGAUGCUGUCGUUGUGGCAGAGCGUCCUUCAGCCCCGCUUCCAUCAGCGGGCUCUGGGGUGGGGGCUUUGCAGGGGAUGUUCUCUGAUGUUUGUUCCGUUGUUUAAAUAAAAUGCACUUAUUUUUGUUUUUUUGCAA